AUGUUGGCCAAGGCGAACAAGACCUACAUGGCCAGCGCGCCGCCUCCUCCCAAGAACGACUUGGCCAAGCAACUUUUUCCCUCGAGCAGCCCUAGCGCUACCCAGAAUGGGAACAUCAAAGACCAAUUCAAGAUGACGAGCCAGUCGGUCUCAAGUGGCCCCAUAUCGGCGAGGAGCGCGUCAAACAUACCCUCUAACUCGACAAGGCCUCCAACUGGCAGGAAUACCAGUGUCACACACUUUUUAAACAGCAACCGAUCUGCCCUAGACCGAGUUUCCGCUCCCAACGGCAGAUCUCUUGCUUCUCUGUAUUCUAAAUCCGACUCUUUUCGAGACGAGCCUGAUUCCAGCCUGCCUAGCCAAAACCAGACAACCAACGGAAAACCUGCCGUUUACUUUGCCGAGGAUGACUUUAGCGACGACGACCAAAUAGACCUCGACUAUGAAGCACCGUCGGCUCUGCCUGUGCUUCCCAAGCCCCCAGCCACGGCAAACAAGGCACCCGAGCCGCCGAAUGAAGUACCUUCGACCCAGACUCUACCCUGGUCCUCAUCUCCCGCCUCCCACUUCGUUCACCCCCUGUCUCGCACGACCUCUGCCGGAAGUUCACUCAAGCGCGACUCUUCAGAAAAUGCACAGCCUCUAGUGGCCCCGCAGCCCAAGAAGCGCAGGCUACCGACGAACUGGAAUUUCAAAGAAGAAGAACAGCCCCCAUUGCCGGAAGACGAGCCUGAAAUAUCUCGAUGGGCUGCCGGGAGCGUUACGCCUGCUGCAAAGAAGAAGGAGACUUGGAACAUGAGUGCUAGUACUCUCAAAGAUCAGAAAAAACAGUUGAAAACCAAGUCCAAAAAAACCACGACCAGCGAGGAAUGGAACAUGGACGAGAUUCGGCAAGAGGUUACACAGAGCAACCUGCCACGGCCCAAGGCAUCGGCGAUUGCCCUGACCAAAGAGCAAAAACACGUUCAGAGUCUUGUAGUCGACAUAGGCCAGAGCGUCUUCUUCACAGGCCCGGCAGGAACCGGAAAAUCAGUUCUGAUGCGGUCAAUCAUUGCCGAGCUGAAGAAGAAGUGGGCAAGAGACCCGGAGAGACUAGCAGUCACAGCAUCAACCGGUCUCGCAGCUUGUAACAUCGGAGGUCAGACGUUGCAUAGCUUUGCUGGAAUUGGCCUUGGGAAGGAAGAUGUUCCGACGUUGGUCAAGAAGAUCCGGCGGAACCCCAAGGCCAAGAACCGCUGGCUUCGGACCAAGACGCUCAUCAUUGAUGAGGUAUCCAUGGUCGACGGGGACCUCUUUGACAAACUCUCGCAAAUUGGCAGAACCAUCAGGAAUAACGGCAAAGCUUGGGGUGGUAUUCAGCUCGUGAUUACGGGCGACUUUUUCCAGCUACCUCCAGUACCCGACGGCGACAAGAGCAGGGAAUCCAAAUUCGCUUUUGAAGCGGCGACGUGGAACACGGCUAUUGAGCACACAAUUGGCUUAACGCAAGUGUUCCGACAAAGAGAUCCAGUCUUCGCCAAUAUGCUCAAUGAGAUGCGUCUUGGAAGAAUCAGUGAGGAGACGGUUGAGGCUUUCAGAAAACUGACCAGACCCAUCGUCAGUGAUGAUGGACUGGAAGUGACCGAGUUAUUCCCUACAAGGUACGAAGUCGACAACGCUAACCUGAGCCGCCUGCGCAAUCUGCCCGGGAAAACGUACCGUUUUGACGCUGCUGAUACUGGGGACCCUCAAAUCCGUGACAAACUGCUCCAGAAUAUGAUGGCACCAAAGUCCAUUGAUCUGAAGGUUGGCGCGCAGGUCAUGUUGAUCAAGAACAUGGAUGACACUCUUGUCAACGGUUCGCUCGGAAAGGUGACGCGGUUCAUGAGCGAGGCCAGUUUCGAGUCUUGGCAUAUGACGGAUUACGGGUCCGACGGUGACGUGGACAUGGAAGGGAGCCUCAAACGCAAGAUCAAGGCCUUCAGCAGAGAGGUCGAAGAGGCUACUAAAGGGACAACCGAAUUCCCCGUGGUAGAAUUCGCUGCAGCGGACGGGUCGACUCGUACCAUCUUGUGCGUUCCAGAGGAUUGGAAGAGUGAAACACCGACGGGCGAAGUGCAGGCUAGCCGAAGCCAGCUUCCCCUCAUCCUCGCAUGGGCAUUGUCGAUCCACAAGGCCCAAGGACAAACUUUGGAAAGAGUCAAGGUCGACCUUGGCAAGGUAUUCGAGAAAGGCCAGGCAUACGUGGCACUCAGUCGAGCUACCAGUCAACAGGGUCUGCAGGUACUUCGCUUCCAGAAGGAUAAGGUCAUGGCCCACCCCCGAGUUAUAGGGUUCUACAACAAACUCUAUAGCGCUGAGCAGGCUAUCUCGAAGAAACCUCCUAGCAUGGCCGACUUUCUGCACAUGGGAGAAGAUACGAAGCCUGCCAAGAGCACAUCUGCCGCCAAUGCGAGGUCUCAAUCCUUCGUCAGAAGAGGGGUCGAGGUCAUUGACCUGGACGAUGAAGAGGAGGCGAUGGCGAGCUAUGGAGGCUAUUGA
Colletotrichum graminicola M1.001 is the source of this 2520-nucleotide messenger RNA. Its product is annotated as DNA repair and recombination protein pif1. Bases 1 to 2520 code for a protein of 839 amino acids. Gene Ontology annotation, biological process: DNA repair; telomere maintenance. The transcript has 2 exons. Lineage: Eukaryota; Fungi; Ascomycota; Sordariomycetes; Glomerellales; Glomerellaceae. The record is from RefSeq and is a predicted model, not a curated record. Gene Ontology annotation, molecular function: ATP hydrolysis activity; DNA helicase activity.